Molecule: messenger RNA, 981 nt
Organism: Euleptes europaea (tarantolino)
Lineage: Eukaryota; Metazoa; Chordata; Lepidosauria; Squamata; Sphaerodactylidae
Product: olfactory receptor 14A16-like
Exons: 1
Coding region: 13-981 (322 amino acids)
Biological process (GO): G protein-coupled receptor signaling pathway
Cellular component (GO): membrane
Molecular function (GO): odorant binding; G protein-coupled receptor activity; olfactory receptor activity
Source: RefSeq, a predicted model, not a curated record
AAUGAGAGCAAAAUGCCCAACCUUACCUCCACCUCUGAAUUUCUGCUGCUGGAAUUUUCAGACAUCCGAGAACUACAGAUCUUACACUUCUUUGUGUUCCUUACAGUAUACUUGACUGCAGUGACUGGCAACAUUCUCAUCAUCAUUGCUGUAGCCCUCAACCAUCAUCUGCAUAUCCCCAUGUACUUUUUCCUAAUGAAUUUGGCCGUUCUGGAUCUUGGCUCAAUUUCUGUCAUGGUACCCAAAGCUAUGGCCAACUCCCUCAUGAACAGCAGGUCAAUUUCUUAUUCAGGAUGUGUAGCUCAAGUGUUCUUUUAUUUUUUAUUUGAAACAUCAAAUUUUGCUAUCCUAACAGUAAUGGCAUAUGAUCGGUAUAUCGCUAUAUGCAAUCCAUUGCAAUAUGAGAAAAUUAUGCAUAAAGGAGCCUGCCUUCAGAUGGCCAUAAGUGCAUGGGUUACCGGUACAGUUUAUUCCACUAUACACACUAGUGGCACUUUUGCCAUCACCUUCUGUUCCAACAUGAUUAAUCAAUUCUUCUGUGAAGUUCCACAGUUAUUAAAACUCUCCUGUUCAGACUUGUAUCUAGUUGAAGCGGGACUUCUUAUAUUUAGCUGCAUCAUAACUGGAGGAUGUUUUAUCUACAUCAUUAUAACUUACAUACAUAUAUUUGCAACAGUACUCAGAAUGCCUUCUGUGCAUGGUCGGAAAAAAGCCCUCUCCACUUGCAUUCCCCACCUCAUUGUGGUGUCCCUGCUUAUAUUUAGUGGACUCUUUGCCUAUGGAAAGCCUCCCGGUAACACUUCUUCAGAGCUGAAUGUGAUUUGUGCAGUGAUUUAUGCUGUAUUACCUCCACUGCUGAACCCAUUCAUCUAUAGCAUGAGGAACAAAGAAAUCAAGAUUGCAUUGUUAAAGCUCACUGAUUUGGGUCAUUUUUUUUCCAAAACUGGCUCCUGCAAAAUUCUUCUACUAAAAUUCGGUUGA